Molecule: messenger RNA, 1098 nt
Organism: Caenorhabditis angaria
Lineage: Eukaryota; Metazoa; Nematoda; Chromadorea; Rhabditida; Rhabditidae
Source: the annotation of a GenBank genome assembly
AUGGAAUGUUUGAAAAAUGGAACAUGUAAACCAAUUGAGUCUUCUCAAUGGGAUAUUUUAUCGGAUGAUUUGAUUCUUGGAACAUCUUUAUCAGUUUUCAUAACUACUGUGGAGGGGUUUCUCUCAAUUGUUGUUAUAUGUUCAAUUCCAACAAUUCGAAAAGACAGCGCUUUUUUAUAUUUGUGCAUUUUUAUGGCACCAUUUAUAGUGUCAACUUGCACCAAAGCUUGUUUUCUUAUUAUUGACUUGCUGAAAAUUGAUAUUUCUGACUAUUAGUGAGUAAUUUUUUCCGGCUACGACUUGAAAAUCAUAAAGUUAAACUAUUUUUAGCAUCGAAAUCAGCACAAUAACCAGUCAUUGUUAUGAAUAUUUCGUCACAUUCUCUGAAUUUGGUGUAAUCAUCCAUUCAUUAAUUUGCUUGAAAAUUCAUUUGAGCAAAAAAUUGACUUGGAAAACAACAAAAAGGCUUCCCUAUCUAGUUAUUUUUUGUGCAUAUAUUCCAAUUCAUGAGUUCUAUAACUCACACAAAUUGUUGGAUGUUUUAUAUUGGCUGAAAAUUGUUGGGUUGAUUUCAGCUGCAGGAUUGGUCAGUUCGGAAAAAAAACUUCUCAAAUAUAAAAAAACAAUUUAUUUUUGUAGAGUUUUUUGGUAUUUCUGUUUCCAAGUCGAAAGAACACUGAAAUAAGUAAUCGAGAGAUCAGAUAUUCAAGAAAUCGAAUAUUUUGGAAUAUUUUUUGUGUACUUGCAUCAACUCAAGAAUUCCUGAAACUAUAUAUUCUGCAUGAAUACAAGAUCAAAAAUCUCUAUAGUUUGACAUAUGUUUUUGAGAGUUUGGGUGGUGUUAUUUAUGUUCUGUUGAUUUUUAUACUACUGCCAAUUAUGAGGUUUGUAACAAAUAUUCCAGAUGUUUUCCAAAUAAUUUUUUUUUUCAGAAACACAAUUUUUCAUUGUUGUUAUCCAUCCGAAAUCACAGAACAGGAUCGAAUAUUUCUUUUGAACCGGUCAAUGUCAGAUCGUGGAAGUGUUAGUACUGUAUCAUCAUCAUCAGUAGCUCCGACAAGAGUAUUUGUGACUUCAACAUUGCCAGUUAUACAGUAG